AUGGAUUGUCGUCAGGGAGGAUCUAUAUUUUAUUCCGAAUAUGAUGCGCGAUGGAAAAGACUCGGCAUUGACUUGCGGAAGGUUCGAUAUCCGAUUUGGAAAGGAACUCAAGAAAAGCCGUUUAGUGCCGAUAAGCUGCCACUAGCUCUGAAUGAGAAGUCAAGCUCUCCGUCGAAUGGAACCGGACCGAUAGCGGAGAUCGAGAAGCUGAUCGGCGACGUCUCCAUAAAGAAAGAUGAAAUCCGGACAGCAGAGACGCCAAACACCAGGAAAUCGAUGCCGCUGAUCACCGAAGACAAGGACGUACAAACACCGAAACGUCCACGUAUACAUGGUCCCAUUCUCGCAGUGGUGCCCAUUCCAUCAGAUGCAGAUGCACAAAAGUCGGGUUACGGUUACGGUACGGGUAGACAGCGAAGUCUUGCUGUAGAUUCGGUUGCUUCGUCGAUCCUGCCACGGUUUAUUUCGCCGUUCGCCAAGCCACCCUCGGUCAAUGACUAUCAUUCACGAACCAAACCUGCGUUCAAGAGCUACAAAUUCAUGAAAAAACUCAGCCAGCGUCCGCGACUGAGGAUCAGGCGGCCCGGAGCCGGUUUCGGAGCAGGUCCCUCGGAACUGCCGCCCGAACUGGCAAACGUCGGCUUUGAAGUCAGUGGCAAUGGGAUCAAUCUUAACGUGAUCGGCCCAGUCAGUAGCACACCAUCAAUUUCCAAAUUGCAUUCAGAACGAGAACGACCAAAGCAGAGAAAGCAACCAAAUCCGAAAAUCUUCAAAGAAAGUGAAGGACUAGUUAUCCCACAAAACUCGGGCAGAACUGAUGCGUCAGCAAGUGGAUUUGGUGGCAGUUCAGAUAUAACGUUGUCUAAUUCGGGACAAGGGCCAAAUCCUGAAGAUACCCAUUCAGAUUUCUUUACCGGCGACUCGGCACUCACUCCAUCUCGUGGUCCGACUGGAGACGGAUAUGGUCCACCAAUUUUCCCAGGUGGAGCUAUUCCUCCUCCAGUACCCGCUGUUGGAUUGGGCGGUGCGGCAGCAGGAAAGAGCCCCUAUGUCGCUGUCUUGGAAGCGACUGAAAACCCACCCACUACGGUUAAGCCAUCUGCACUCCUGAACGUGCUCAAUAAAGCCGACCGAGGCUUUAAUCAAGCAAUAACCCACUUUGAGCAAGAAAGUCCUCUGGAGACGGCCGCCAUAGAUAUUCUCGAAGGUGCUGGCUUUUUCAUCUAUUUAUUUUAUUUGGAAGAAUUAUUGAACCACUGA
Molecule: messenger RNA, 1260 nt
Organism: Angiostrongylus costaricensis
Lineage: Eukaryota; Metazoa; Nematoda; Chromadorea; Rhabditida; Metastrongylidae
Source: the annotation of a GenBank genome assembly